AACCUCCAGUAGCUAGCAGAUGCUUUUUUCUAAGAUACUCCAUCGCGUAGAACUCAUCUGCACUGCUUGGUCACAAGUUCAUUCAUUCAAAUUCUAGGAGUGGAGGUUAACUAGCAUUCCAGCAAAAUCGCUGGCGAUCACUGGACUGCAACUUACGUUCCGGACAUGCGAAGACGCGGGAAAUUCUUGAAGCGAGAUUUCCAUAUGGAUCUUUAUGUAGCAAUGCAUCCAUCUCGUACUUGCAACGUACAAAACCCCUAGAGUCAAGAUUGCCCGCUGCUUGGCCUCCAAGGCUCCGGCUCGAUCUGAUCAGUGACCACAAAGGAAGGCCUCCAAUUUUAGCCCCCUAGAAAUAGCCUACUACUCACAGGCUCAAGAUCACAAAAUCUCGUACAAAUUUCUCCAUCGAGUCCAGGAGAUCGAUGGCGUCUGCUCUUGGUGGCUUCCAUCUCCGAGGCCAUGCUCUGGUGGUGCUCGUGGUAGCGGUGCUGAGCCUAGCACAUCGCUCCAUGGGGGCCAGGAGGCUCAUGGAGCUGUACGAGCCGGAUCCCAGCGAGCAACUCACGUACCACAACGGCACCGUGCUGGGCGGCGACAUCCCCGUGUGCGUCCUCUGGUACGGGCGCUUCACGGCGGCGCAGAAGGCCAUCGUGUCCGACUUCAUAGCGUCCCUCGCCGCCGCGCCGGGAGACUACCCCGUCCCGUCCGUGCCGCAGUGGUGGAGCAGCAUCGACCGGCUGUACCUCGCCAAGGCGGAGGCGGCAGGCAAGAAGGCGCGGGUGAUCCUGUCCGGCCAGGUCUCGGACGAGGGGUGCUCGCUGGGGAGGAGCCUGACGCUGUCCCAGCUCCCCGCGCUGGCGGCCGCGGCGAAGCCCGCGAAGGGCGGCGUCGCGCUGGUGCUCACGGCGCAGGACGUGGCCGUGGAGGGCUUCUGCAUGAGCCGGUGCGGCAUGCACGGGUCGGACGCCAAGGCCGGGACGGCCUACGUGUGGGCCGGCAACUCGGCGGCGCAGUGCCCCGGCCAGUGCGCGUGGCCGUUCCAGCAGGAGGAGCCGCCGGUGCUGCCGCCCAACGACGACCUGGGCAUGGACGGGCUCGUGAUGAACGUCGCCAGCAUGCUCGCGGGCGCGGUGACCGACCCAUUCGGCGACGGGUUCUACCAGGGAGAACACGAGGCGCCGCUGGAGGCCGCGACGGCGUGCCCGGGGGUCUACGGCAAUGGCGCGUAUCCCGGCAAUGCUGGCGAGCUGCUGGUGGACAAGGCGACCGGAGCUAGCUACAACGCCAACGGGGCUCACGGGAGGAGGUACCUGCUGCCCGCGUUGUACGACCCCGCUUCAUCCGAGUGCGCAACGCUGGUUUGAAGAAAGAAACGCGUCGUCAUGGAGUGCGAAGCCAACGGCAGGAUCGCAUGACAUCGAGAUAUGGAAGUUAUGUGCAAAUGUUUCUUUUUCGAUAAUCAGGGGUUCUCCUCCAGCUCCAUUUCAUAUAAAAUGGAAUCAGAAAAUUUAGAAACAACACUCACUCACACCACUCACUAUUUUGUGGAGAAACAACCUUCAGAUACAGGACUCGUACAGCAGCAGAAAUCAAACAUACGGAGGGAACAUAUUACAACGCUCAGGCCCGAUAACAUGAAUGCUAUCAUCGAGCUGUGGAUGCCUCUUCAGAAACUCCAUUGUCCAUGUAUGGUUGCAUGUUGACGUGUGCCUUUUUUAUGCAUGAUUAUUGUGAGGUGGCAUACCAGCAUGUCAAGAUACUAUUUAGGUUUUCCGGCUCAAAAAAAGAAGAUACUAUUUAGGUUUAUAUAGCAAAAGGGUCUGUGCGUUGCAACGGGAGAAAGGAAAUUCUUAUCAUAAAAAAUAAUUUUGCAAAGGAAAAUUUGCCGCACAUUCUUCUCCGUGGAGCAAUAGUCUUUCUUAAAUGUGCCCAUGUGUUGCGACGGGAGAAAACACAAUAAAACGACCGAAAACCCUGCCCAUUUGCUCCACCCACACACACAGGUCCACGUCCUCUAUUUCCACAUCCUC
Molecule: messenger RNA, 2030 nt
Organism: Aegilops tauschii subsp. strangulata
Lineage: Eukaryota; Viridiplantae; Streptophyta; Magnoliopsida; Poales; Poaceae
Product: protein PHOSPHATE-INDUCED 1-like
Source: RefSeq, a predicted model, not a curated record